CAGACCGCGAAAUUAUUGCGAAUGCCUGCACGACAUCGUAAUUGCUCCACUAAUAACUGCAAUCAAAAUAAAAAUAAAAAGAAGAAAAAAACAGUUGACUCUCGGCAAAUGUACGAAAGCGAUGAUGUUGUGGAAAAUCCUGUGACCGAAGCAGUUUCCAUGUACUUUUUUGGGCAGUCAGCGAUCUCCCAGGAUCACUUUAAAGGACAACAGUCGAUGGGCGGAAGUGUGGGCAACUCGGUGAAAAUGUCCUCGUCCACAAUGGAAGCAGACAUGGACACCAAGCCCUACUUCUCGACCCAUCCGACCCAACCCAGCGAAAUUCAACAGUACUUUAGGGACGCCACCAUUUUUCUUACAGGAGCUACGGGAUUCAUAGGCAAACUUCUCAUUGAAAAGCUACUAAGAUCAUGUCCGGAUGUGAAAAGGAUUUACGUACUUGUGAGACCCAAAAAGGGAAAGGAUGUUAAGACCAGAGUCCAAGAGUUAGUAGAUGGCGUUAUUUUCAACACACUGAAGAAAAAUAAUCCCGAGGUGUUUGAUAAAAUUUUUGCCGUCAGCGGCGAUUGUUCGUUACCAGAUCUAGGAAUGUCUGACGACUUUAAAAAGACUAUGAGUUCCGAAGUAAAUUGUAUUAUACAUUGCGCUGCAACCGUCAGAUUCGACGAACCCCUACCUUCUGCGGUUAAUAUCAAUGUGAGAGGCACGAGGGAUCUUAUAACUUUGGCAAAGAAAAUGGAAAAGCUCGAGGCUUUGGUUUACGUGUCGACGGCUUAUUGUAAUUGUCCGAGAUCUACCGUAAAAGAAGAGUUGUACGAUACGCCAAUUUCAGCAGAAAAACUUAUAACAAUUUCCCAGUCUCUCAAUGAAGCUACCCUUAAAAAAAUCACGCCCACGAUCCUAGGAGAAUGGCCGAACACCUACACCUUUACAAAAGCAGUCGCCGAAGAUGUUGUUAAAAGUGUUGCUGAAGAAUUACCAGUAGCUGUAGUAAGACCAUCGAUAGUUAUUGGCACUGUACGGGAGCCUUUAGAGGGAUGGAUCGACAAUUUAUAUGGUUCUACGGGGGUUGUUAUCGGGGCGUAUACGGGGCUAAUGAGAACGUUACACUGUGACCCCAACACCCUGGCCGAUAUGGUACCCGCCGACUUCGUGGUAAACGAAACCCUUGCAGCCACAUGGGAUGUUGGAAGAAAAGUCAGAGAAAAGAAAAUGAAGAAAGGGAAUGGUUACAAACAAACGCAGGAAGAGGUCAACGAGGCGCCAAAGGUAUUCAACUGCGUCUCUUCAGUUGACAAUCCGAUCACAUGGAAAAAAUACAUGAGUAUCCUGGAAGUGUACGGAAUGGAAAUGCCUAGCAUGUUCCAAAUUUGGUACUACUGGUUCACCUUAAAUCCUAAUCGUUUCGUUCACUUGUUGUUCGUCUUCUUCUUCCACAGUUUGCCGGCUUACGCGGCGGACGUGAUACUCUUUUGUAUAGGCAAGAAACCCAGAAUGGUAACAAUUUACAAAAAAGUGGGAAAAUUCUCGGACGUCAUUUCGUAUUUCUGUACGAGACAGUGGCAGUUUACCAAUUCGAACAGCCGGAAGUUGUGGGAAGAAAUGAACGAUCAGGAUAAACAGUUGUUCACGUUUGACAUGAAAGAGUUCGGAUGGGAGAAGUUUUUAUUGUCGGCAAUGAAAGGGGGUAGAAUAUAUUUGCUCAACGAUCCCAUGGACACCGUAACCGACGCCCUCCGGAGGUUAUACUAUUUCCGGAUAGCACAUUACGUUGUCGUGGGAGCUGUCUGUCUGGGACUGUUGAAAGUUACGUCAAUCGUCCUGCGUUCGAUUGUUCUGUCCUUUUAACUGAAUCUGGCGCUAGAUCGCUUAUUUAAGGGCAUUCAAUGACGGUUCCUCUGUUCUUAAAUAUUAAGAAGCAAUUAUCGCGUUGAAAUUCUCAAUCAACGAGGAAAAUGCACUGAAUUUGAUUGAUUGUUGGGAUCUAUUAAGGAUGUAGGAACUUAUUGUGACUUAUUGUGAUUGUGCUAUGUGAACGAUAUUAGUUAUAUUAAUUAUAUUAUGGGAUCUGUCUAAAAUUAUGUACAAAAUGUUAAUUAAAUUAAUUUAGUUUUUUA
Molecule: messenger RNA, 2117 nt
Organism: Agrilus planipennis (emerald ash borer)
Lineage: Eukaryota; Metazoa; Arthropoda; Insecta; Coleoptera; Buprestidae
Product: fatty acyl-CoA reductase wat
Exons: 9
Coding region: 22-1848 (608 amino acids)
Biological process (GO): long-chain fatty-acyl-CoA metabolic process
Cellular component (GO): peroxisome
Molecular function (GO): alcohol-forming very long-chain fatty acyl-CoA reductase (NADP+) activity
Source: RefSeq, a predicted model, not a curated record